CCACGCCCUACAGUCAGUCACGUGAGGCUCCAAGAUGGCGGUGUCGCAGACCCAAAGUGGGUCUCCAUUGAGGGCUGCUAGCAUGGUGCAGAUGGAAGAUAGAGAAGCGCCCCAGAACAUCAAGAUGGCAAUUUAUACACGUGGUCGGCUGAUUCCUUCUCUAGGAGAUGCAAAAUUCAGAAAACCUGUGAUCACCGAAAUUAUUGAAAAAAAGUUUGAAUAUUAUACAAAAGACAUUUUAGAUAAGCAUGGAAUUUUCUAUGGAACUACUAGUGCCAUGUCUGGAGUACUCGCAAACAUCAUUUUCAGAAGCAGUUUCAAGGUCCAACAUGAAGCUUUGAAGACCUUUGCUACCUUAGCUACCCUUCCAUUUUUGUCUACCGUCGUUACUUACAAGCUCUUUGUAACUGAUGCUUUGAACUCAGGUAACAUAAGCAGGGAAAACUGUAUUCUGAGAAGUAUACUGAUUGGCUUUAUAUGUGGUGUUUCAUAUCCCAGUGCUCUGGCUUUUUCUAAAAAUGGACAAUUGGCAGUAAAGUAUCAUACUGUUCCACUGCCACCAAAAGGAAGAGUUAUACUCCAUUGGUUACUCCUUUGUCAAACUGGGAUGAAAGCAAUGGCUGCUCCUCUAGUAUUUCAGGCACUUUUUGGACUAUUACAUAGCUCACACCACUAUGCUGUAUGUGAAAGAAUGCGUGCAAAAGCUGGGCCUGAAGAUGAACCAAAGAGUCAGUAGAGGCCAACUCAGCAGAACGGACUUUUUUGUAAGGACUCAGGCAUUGGUCAGAGAGUGAGAAGUACCUCUGCUCCUUUUGCCUAGCAUAUAUCAGAUACUCAGUAAAUAUAAAUGUAAAACAAA
Molecule: messenger RNA, 859 nt
Organism: Peromyscus leucopus (white-footed mouse)
Lineage: Eukaryota; Metazoa; Chordata; Mammalia; Rodentia; Cricetidae
Gene: Tmem126b
Product: transmembrane protein 126B
Exons: 5
Coding region: 35-736 (233 amino acids)
Biological process (GO): mitochondrial respiratory chain complex I assembly
Cellular component (GO): mitochondrion
Source: RefSeq, a predicted model, not a curated record